UCUUGAGAGAACAAGAAGAGAAGGGUCAGACCCAAGCACUUUACCAGACAGCAGCAUUGUGCUAGUCAAAUGUUAGUGUGAUUGAGUGCAACUAGAGGAAAUCAAGCCCAUUUCCUGCUCUGUAGCUGUUGUUUGUCAUGUGUACGAGUACGCAUUGCUAACGUUGAUGGAUGUGAUAGAUUGAUUGAUAGAAGGUUGAUGGAACGUUGCUGGUGGAGCGGGGAAGAUUGAUGGGGUUGCUGUGGUUGAUGCUGGUUUGGGGCUAGGUGCACUUGUGAUAUUUAGUCUCAAAUAGAGAUGGAGAGGGAAGAAGAACACGAAGUUAAAGAGGAGCACUCCAAAACCCCAGAUGUGAAGGUCCCCAGCAAAUCAGAGACCAAGCGCUACAGUGAGAUCUUCCGGGACUUCGAUAAUUUUGAACUCUCUCUGGUCAACUCCACUGUAGAGGAGAUGUUUCUAGACCCUGACUCCCAGUCAAUCGCUGAGACCGUCUCUACGGCAACCACCGACAACACCGAGCUGGAUCACGUGACGUGUGAGGAUGUCUACCCCCCAGAUGGUGAUGACAAAGACGGAGGUCUAUCAGCCCAGGAAGCAGACCUGGCCCUGUGUCGCUGUGAGGGAGGCGUGGAGCUGGCCCUGCAGUAUGCCAAGAUGUGGUGCCGCUACGCCAAGGACCUGCUGGCCUGGAUGGAAAAGAGAAUCAGCCUGGAGCAAGAGUUUGCCAAGAACAUCGUAAAGGCAGCAGAAACAGCUAAGUCCUGUGUGGCUCAGCAGGACAUGAUGCCUCUGCAGUACAUCUACACCAUGGCCCUGGAGCACGACGUGAAGACCAGCCAGUCUACUAAACAGACAUCAGAACUGCUGCAGCAACGCUGCUACCAGGCCCUGGCAUCCAAGAAGAAUGAGAUUGAUAAGUGGCGCAGGGAGUUCAAGGAUCAGUGGUCCAGAGAACAGAGGAGGAUGAAUGAGGCGGUGGCGGCUCUGAAGAAGGCUCGUCAGCAGUACCUGCAGCGCAGCGAGGACCUGGAGAAGACCAAGGCGGUGACGGCCAAGGCCGGGGACGAGCUCACAGCGGGAAACAAGACCCUGGACAAGAGGAGGAAGUCACGUGACGACGCACAUUCAAAGGUGAUAGAGGCAGAGAUGCAGUACAGACAGUGUGUGUGUGAGGCCCAUGACCACCAGGACAAGCUGGAGAGAUUGAAGGAGAAAAUCAUAGUUCACACCCGCAAACUCAUCUGCCAGGGGGACACUGUGCUAAAGGAGGCCACAGUGAACAUGUUCUACUUCCAGCGUCAGCAGACGGAGCCGGUUCCCCUGGGCUACCACAACCUGGAGUUGACCUGCAGGCCGUGUGAACCCGGGGAGCCCUACCUGCUCUACAUCUCCAGUAAGAAAAGCCAAGAACAUCCCCUACAAACCUUCACCUUCCAGGAGUUUGUCCCUCAGAACAAGAGUGGCCGUCGUAAGACCAGCAACCCCAGCUCUCUGCAGGACUCCUUCUCCCUGCCUGAAGAAAGUCUAGUUAAACGAAAGGGCUACAGUGACAGUGAGAGCAUAGGAGGCAGUCUGGAAUCUCUGUCCAGCCCAGCCCAUGGCAACAGGAUGCUUCUUAAAGCCCCCUCCACAGGGACCAUGUCAUCAGACGACCUGGAUGAGAGGGACAUGGGCACCGUCCUGGAAGGAGAUGGUGUGGACACCACUCCUGAGGGGAACGGUGCGGUGGGGAAGGUACGGACUACGUCCCGAGCCGCGCUGACGCCCCGAUUCCGGAAGAUGAAGAGCAAGAUGGUGAAGUGCAAACAGUGUGACACCUACAUCGUGGUCAACGGCAUCGAGUGUGAGGAGUGUGGCGUGGCCGUCCACAGGAAGUGUCUGGAGGUGUUACAGCAUGAGUGUGAGAACAGGAAGGGCGUUCUGUUUGGCGUGGGUUUCUCCCUGUUGCCCCGGGACCGGCCUGACGAGGUGCCCUAUGUGGUCCAGCGCUGCACGGCCGAGAUAGAGAGCAGGGCCCUCACUCUACAGGGGGUGUAUCGUAUCAGUGGGUCGAAGCCUCGUAUCCAGAAGCUGUGUCAGGUCUUCGAGACCCAGGGGGACCAAGUCGACCUCUCUGACCUUUCACCUCAUGACGUCACCUCGGUCCUCAAACACUUCUUCAAGGAGCUUCCAGAGCCGCUGUUGACCUUUGACCUGUACAAUGACUUCAUCGGGGUGGGCAAGGAGAUCCAGCGUCUCAGUGAGAGGGAGGCGGCAGCAGAGACUCCUGGGAUAGUGAAUGACCUCACAUAUAACCUGAGAGACCUGCUGGAGAGACUGCCCCCAUACCGCUACUACACACUGCAGCAUAUGAUGCGUCACCUUCACAGAGUAUCAGAGAACUACGAGGAGAACAAGAUGUCUCCCAGUAACCUGGGCAUUGUGUUUGGUCCGACCCUGCUGCGCCCGCUGGUGUCUGUAGACGUGUCCAUGGUGGCCCUACUGGAGACCACCUACCAAGCCCUACUGGUGGAGUUUCUCAUCACACACCACCAACACAUAUUUGAUGCUCCACCUCCCGCCCCCACCACCCCCCUCCCUGACACCCCUCCCCGGGCGAUGUGUUCAGGGGGGGGCCAGAAGACUGUUGCUGGGGUUGACCCUGGGUCCCAGGACCCCCCCACUAGAGGAGCCUCGUCCAAAGAACGCCCCCGUUCCCUAGAGACUCGUACAAUCAAGAGAGACUCGAGCGAGGGUUAUAUAUCUGACAAGUCGUCGUCCAAUGAGGCAGUGGACCAGCUCAGCCCUGAAGCCAGUGAGAGAGCAGUCGUGGCUGUGAGGGGGGCAUCAACAGAGGCUGCUGCUCUGGGUGAUCUGGUAGGGGGUCCAGAGCCAGCUGACUCUCCCUCCGUGGGGACCCAGCCACGGAGCCACUUCAACAGGCAGCCUGUCAAGUACCAGCGCCAACCCACACCGGGUCUCCGCCGCUCCGCGGGCACUACCAGUUCCGGGCAGCUCGGGGAAGAGGAGGAUGAGGAGGAGGAUGAAGAGGAGGAGAGGAAGAGAAACCAACUAAAGAGCGCAGACAGCAGCCGUAGCCCUUCCCCAGAACCUGAACCUGUUAGCCAGAGAAGGAGAAUCCUUCGAUUGGAGCUUCCCCCCGAGACAACCGCCACCCACCUGCUCAGCCAGGCUGGAGGCCACGCCCCAGAGAGCCAGACGGAAAGAGAGAACACACGCCCAUAUGAGGUUCCACAGGGCAGGCUGCGGGCAGGGACAGUGGUAGUAGAAACAUCAGUAGCUGAAACAACAGCAGUAGCAGCAGGAGUCAAUCUGACACCGAGCACCGGUGCUCAGGAGGCGGGGCUUAGGAGUUGGUCUGCCACAUUGUCUCAGCUGAACGUGAACCAGUCCAAUAACAGGCAGGGGUGGGUGGGUGAGAGGCGGAGACUGAGCGGAGAGGAGGGUCUGAGUGGCCCGGCCCGGAAGAUCCUGUCAGGGCUGAAGCUCAGACGUAGCCACUCAGGACUGCAGCAACACUUUGUCUGAGGAGGAGGAAGGUUGGAACCAUAGAAUUAGAAUCACAUUCGAGAAUGGACAUUCGCCAUUCAAGUCAACAUUCCAUAGACUGACAGGAUUCUAUUUCUAUGGUUAAACCCAUAGAAGGGAUGAAUUGUAUUGUGUAACGUCAAGUGUUUUUUACAAAUACAGUGAAAAAUGACAUACACUCAUGAUUACUCGAGAAUACUCAUAAAUACAGAACAUACUAACAUACAGUACCAGUCAAAAGGUUGUACUCACCUACUCAUUCAAGGGUUUUUCUUUAUUUGUACUAUUUUCUACAUUGUAGAAUAAUAGUGAAGACAUCAAAACUAUGAAAUAACACAUAUAGAAUCAUGUAGUAACAAAAAACUGUUAAACAAAUCUAAAUAGAUUUUAUAUUUGAAAUUCCCGCGAAGUAGCCACCCUUUGCCUUGAUGACAGCUUUGCACACUCUUGGAGUUCACUCAACCAGCUUCAUGAGGAAGGCACCUGUAAUGCAUUUAAAUUAACAGGUGUGCCUUGUUAGAUAGCCCUAUUUGGUAAAAGACCAUAUUAUGGCAAGAACAGCUCAAAUAAGCAAAGAGAAACGACCGUCCAUUACACAUACUUUAAGACAUGAAGGUCAGUCAAUUUGAAAAAUUUCAAGAACUUUGAAAGUUUUUUCAAGUGCAGUCGCAAAAGUCGUGUAGACCGCCACAGGAAAGGAAGACUCGGAGUGACCUCUGCUGCAAAGGAUAAAUUCAUUAGAGUUCACUGCACCUCCGAUUGCAGCCCCAAAAAAAUACUUCACGGAGUUCAAGUAACAGACACAUCUCAACAUCAACUGUUCAGAGGAGACUGCAUGAAUCAGGCCUUCAUGGUCGAAUUGCUGAAAUAGAAACCACUACUAAAGGACACCAAUAAGAAAAAGAGACUUGCUUGUGCCAAGAAACACAAGCAAUGGACAUUAGACCGGUGUGAAUCUGCCCUUUGGUCUGAUUAGUCCAAAUUUGAGCUAUUUGUUUCCAACCGCUGUGUCUUUGUGAGAUGCAGAAUAGGUGAACGGAUGAUCUCCGCCCGCAUGUGUGGUUCCCACAGUGAAGCAUGGAGGUGGAGGUGAUGGUGUGGGGUUGCUUUGCUAGUGACACUUUCAGUGAUUUAUUUAGAAUUCAAGGAACAUUUAUCCAGCAUGGCUACCACCGCAUUUUGCAGCGAUACGCCAACCCAUCUGGUUUGUGCUUAGUGCGACUAUCAUUUGUUUUUCAACAGGACAAUGACCCAAAGCAAACCUCUAGUUUGUGUAAGGGCUAUUUGACCAAGGAGAGUGAUGGAGUGCUGCAUCAGAUGACCUGGCCUCCACAAUCACCCGACCUCAACCCAAUUGAGAUGGUUUGGGAUGAGUUGGAACGCAGCGUGAAGGAAAAGCAGCCAACAAGAGCUCAGCAUAUGUGGGAACUCCUUUAAGACUGUAAGAAAAGCAUCCCUCGUGAAGCUGUUUGAGAGAAAGCCAAGAGUGUGCAAAGCUGUCAUCAAGGCAAAAGGAUAGCUACUUUGAAGAAUAUAAAAUAUAUUUUAAUUUGUUUAACACUUUUUGGGUUACUACAUGAUUCCUCCAUAUGUGUUAUUUCAUAGUGUUGAUGUCUUCACUAUUAUUCUACAAUGUAGAAAAUAGUCAAAAAUAAAGAAAAACCCUGGAAUGAGUAGGUGUGUCCAAACUUUUGACUGGUACUGUAACUCAUCACAGUUAUGUACACAGAUAUAUAAAUGAAAAGCUCACCAAAGGGCCUACUCACACUGUCCAUACGCACUGUCUAUAUACACAGACACACAUAGCCAAAUCUAGACUUUAAAUAAUUAAGCCCCAUACUGUAUGUAUAAUUUGCAUCAACAUCCGUUGUAAACGCUAUCAUCAGGACUUCCAUGACAAUUCCAGUCAUGCACACUACACUGUGUGUGUCUUCAAUAGAAACCAAACUGAACCAAAUGGGGAGGGACCUACCUGAAUAUGUCCAAUAGAAACUCUGGUAGCACUUUAUAGCAACUCCACGUAAUAAAGCAUUUGUAAUGGAUUAGUAAAUAGUUUAUUCCUUUUUUUUUCUUAAUCAAUUCUCCAUUCAUAAGAUGUUUAAUAUAGGUCAUCGAAGCCAUUUGAAGAAGCAUUAGUUACGUCGUUUUGCGUGGCCUCAUAUAAAUGGUGUGCAAUUUACACUUUAUAAAUGUUCUGAGUGAUCAGUGUAAUUUCUCACAAAAAGAUGGACAUUGGUAGACAGACAGCUGUACCUGAUGCUCCUUAAUUAAGGUCUGAAACAUACAGUAUCAAUGGUACAAGAACAAGUACACAACACGGGAUGUUUAAAGGUCCAAUACAGACGUUUUUAUCUCAAUAUCAAAUCAUUUCUGGGUAACAAUUAAGUACCUCACUGUGAUUGUUUUCAAUUGAAAUGGUCAAAAAGAAACAAAACGUAGAUUCUUAGCAAACAGCAAUUUCUCAAGCAAGAAUUUUGCUAGUGGUCUGAGUGGGGAGGGGAAAACAUAAAAACUAGCUGAUAUUGGCAGAGAAUUUUGGAAGCUCUUAUACUAAAAGGGCAUUAUCAUAAUUUCCACAAUUUCACUGAAUUAUUCCAAUCUCAUAUUGUGGAAAUAUAUAUAAAACACAGGAAAAUCUAGUGUUUGACUGGACUGGGCCUUUAAAUUAAGGAAAUAUAUCAAACAUUUUAUUCACGAAAACUUGUAGGAAGAGGUGUAAUGUAGAGAGAGGUCUGCACCAGACUGAUUUAUUCAUCCCGCUCCUGCCUGCACCCGCUCUCGCCCACACCAGCAGUUUUUCAUACCGCUGCUGGCUUUCUGUCCGACUCCCACCCGCUACUGCAAGAACUGGUCCCGAACCCAACUGCAGUCCCGCAAUGUUCUUUUAUGCUUAUGUGGCCCCGCUCACUCCACCCUGUCUCGCACAGGAAUGCAGCCCUCUAUUGUAACGUGAAUGUUUUGCUAAUCUUGUCACCUCACAAACGCAAACGAGUCAUACAACUGGGAGAUGUAGCCUACACACAACAGCUGGCCAGAUCGGUUGUUCUCUCUUAUUCAUUCAUGACUACUGAUAGGCCUAUGUGAUUGAGGUAGAUAUGUUCCAUGUAUGAUUUGCAGAUAGAAAUGUGACAUGUGGAACUUUUAAAUCCUUCCAGUCUUUUAACCACACACUAUUUUCACACGGCUUUGUUUUUUGGUGACACUUUUACUGGGCCUUUAAAAUGUAGUCACUCUUUAAACAUAAUGGCAUAGUUCAGCUAAAUGAUGAAUUCAGAUAUUUGUUUCCCUACCUCGCAAGCUGUAUAUUGACUGACUGCUCCACGCGUUGGUUUUGGUAGAAAUGUCAAUGCCAAGAAACGCUAAUGAUAGCAUUUUCAGACGAAAAAACGUUGUUCUACUCAGCAUAGAAUGUGUCUGAAGUUACACAUCGCACUAUUAUUACAACAGUGUGACUGUUUCGGAAUAAAAUGUUCAAUAUAUUUAAAAAAUCAUCUGUAUUGUGUGCUUAUUGUUUAACCAUUGAUAUGUUCUAGGGGCCAUUUUGAGACCUGCAGCAGGUACUGCUAGAAUGUCUACCAAUGAAUGGCAUGUCCAUCUUUUAAUGAGAAAUUACACUGGUCACUCAAAGCGUUUAUAAAGUAUAAAUAGCCCACACUUUAGAUCACGCCACGCAAAAAUAGUUAACUAAUGAUUAGACAAUGGUUUAUACGGACCUAUAUUAAAAUUGAAUGAAUGAGUAAUAACUAAUAAAUGAUGCAUGAGCUAUUUUACUAAUCCAUUAUAAAUGCUCUAUUACAUGGAUUUAUUAUAAAGUAAUACCGACACAUGUUUCCAUUGUGAAACGUUUUGCUACUGUACGGUGUGCACUAAUGAAUACACACUAUAUCUCUAACAAGCCAGGAUUGGGCCGGAAACCAAUAGCCAGCUCUGGUAUAGAAGGGACUCCAUUAACCUAAAUAUAGCAGGAGAAGCACUGUAAUAACCUCUUUAAGGAGAAGUCCACGUGUUUCAUCCCAAAUGGCACUCUAUUCCCAGUAGUACACUACUGUUGACCAGUGCCCUAUGUAAGGAUUUGGAACUAGGGUUCCAUUUAGAACACAUCUCACUGUAACCCCUUUAACGAGGAAGAAACACUCUCUCUCCUGAGUUCAGGCGAACUAGUUUCUAUGGGGGGGGGGGGUCAUUUUUUUGUAAAGUUAAUCUGGACUGCUCUGAAAUAUUUGUAACUGUAACUAUGAACUGCUCUGAAUAUUUGGAUAGAGUUUGAGAGUUUUUUGGGGAAAAGUAUGCUCUAUGCAGCAGCGCACACAAAGACGAAGGCUAGAUAGACUGCCCACUUACGGUCGCAGGGCUAGACAAUAAAUCACUGUCUUUACUAUAACCUCAUCAUCUUGAUGAAUUCUGUAAAAAGUCCCCCCCCCCCCUCCAGUUCUGACACGAGUGUUUCCUGCACUGUUCGCUAUUCCCUUAAUAACGUGAAUGCCAAGGCUUCCACUGUAAGCAAACGGUCGAUACAUGUGCGAUUUUUCUAUUAGGGUUUUAUAGGAAGCUCAUCGGAAUGCUGUACGAUUUCUAUUAAUAAACACAUAUAAAGAUGUACUUACAUUGAGCUUCCCUUGUAUUCCAUAUUCCAUAUUAAACUUCUAACUACAA
Molecule: messenger RNA, 8181 nt
Organism: Oncorhynchus nerka (sockeye salmon)
Lineage: Eukaryota; Metazoa; Chordata; Actinopteri; Salmoniformes; Salmonidae
Product: GEM-interacting protein-like
Exons: 20
Coding region: 298-3528 (1076 amino acids)
Biological process (GO): negative regulation of GTPase activity; activation of GTPase activity; signal transduction
Cellular component (GO): plasma membrane
Molecular function (GO): GTPase activator activity
Source: RefSeq, a predicted model, not a curated record